AUGGCUCUGUACGUUUCUCUUCAAAGCGGUCAGUUUUGGUUCCCUGCUCAAGUGUAUAAGAUGACUCCUCGUCCAAGGGCAUAUGAUGCGCUUCUUAGCUAUGAUCAUAUUUCAAACACCUUUCAAGCAAGGUGUCCUACAGGUGAAUGGCCAAUAAUUGAAAACAGUAUAACGUGGGACAGGUUACGAUCCCCCCCAGUUCACAUUUCUCCUUGUACUCUUUAUGUAUCCAAUAAUAAUGGUCUGAAACCUGGUGACCAUAUUGAGAUUCAGAGCAAAAGAGGCAGCUUAACUUAUGAUUGGUAUUACGGUGUUAUUGGUCACUUGCAAUCAUGUGAUGAAGAUCAUUGCAGUUGCGAAUAUAGCGAAAUGUUGGUGGUGUCGUUCAAAUUACAACGUAGAGAUCGCUCGCGGUGGGAAUCAGUAUUACUAAAUAGGCAGAUGAACGGGGAACAAAAAGCCAGACCUUGGAAAUUCGGAGGUAUUAGAAAACUGGAAAACUUGGAAGAUAUUCGAAGCUGGAAUGCAGAAUAUCAUACGUAG
This is a messenger RNA of Neltuma alba, 543 nucleotides long. Its product is annotated as F-box protein At2g26850-like. The coding region runs from base 1 to 543 and encodes 180 amino acids. The transcript has 5 exons. NCBI's taxonomy places the organism in Eukaryota, Viridiplantae, Streptophyta, Magnoliopsida, Fabales, Fabaceae. The record is from RefSeq and is a predicted model, not a curated record.